Molecule: messenger RNA, 4224 nt
Organism: Pundamilia nyererei
Lineage: Eukaryota; Metazoa; Chordata; Actinopteri; Cichliformes; Cichlidae
Gene: vasnb
Product: vasorin b
Exons: 3
Coding region: 295-2373 (692 amino acids)
Molecular function (GO): protein binding
Source: RefSeq, a predicted model, not a curated record
UGUGCUCACCAAUAAAGCGCUUUUUGUCCAGGGAGUUGGUACUUGAACGCAUUCCUUGACAUGGAGGCAGGGGUACCUCUCCAAGGAUUUCAUGAGGACCGUUCCUUGUAAGUUUCAUACGUUCACAGAAAGGUCUCUUUUUGCGAGAGCGCACGCAGGGAAACUACCAGGUUUGGAGUUAUAUCGGUGAAGUGCUCUUCUUGGAUAAAGACACAAGCGCGACUGCGCUUCCAGCUUCACUUUUCCGAAGUUACGGGGAAAGAAGACCUGAAGAAGAAUAGUGGAAGCAUCUUCAUGGGGCUGAGCAUGGAGAGAGUCAGCACCAUGAAGAUCUUUCACAUUCCUGUGAUCCCCUUUGUGUUUCUCCUCAUCCUUCCUGAUGGCAUCUUUUCUAGCGAAUGCCCAGUAGAUUGCAGCUGUUCUUCAGGAUCCAUUUUUUGUUUCCAAAGACGUUCCUCUACCAUGCCAAAGGGAGUGGACCCAGUCACAAAAAGCCUCUACCUGUUUUCCAAUGGGAUUGAAGGCUUGACAGCUGAGGACUUUAAUGGACUACAGAACCUGGACAUGCUGGAUCUCAGUCAAAAUAAACUAACCCAUCUUCCCAAUCGGGUGUUUGAACCUCUGAUUUCUUUGCGAAACCUGGACUUGUCAUCCAACCAGAUCACUCACAUUUCAGAGGAAUGCUUCCACGGUAUGAAACUGCUUGAGCGUCUUUAUUUAUAUAGUAAUCACAUCAAGACUAUCCACCCUGCAGCCUUUAAUGGCUUGGAGCACCUAAUUGAACUCAAACUGCAGGGGAACCAGUUGACAUCCCUUCCAACCCUAUCAAUGUCUCAUCUGCUGUUGCUGGACCUUCGCUUUAAUACUUUACCCACUUUGGGUCCUUCAGACCUUCAGACCCCAAACCUCGAGUCACUCAAAUUGGGAGGUGUGGGGCUUACCAGUCUGAAUGAGGAGCUCAUAACUGGUCUGAAGAAUCUCCAUGAAUUGGACAUCUCAGAAAACAAACUCGAGUCUUUUCCCUCAGUGCUUAAAGAGACCCCAGGGCUGAUUCACCUUAGCCUGGCUGGAAACCCAAUGGGUCCUGUUAAGGUUCAGGACCUGCAGAACCUUGGGGAGCUGCAGGAGUUGGACAUAAGCAGCCUCAGUCUGCAGGGCCUCCCUGAAGAGUUCUCCCAGCUAUUCCCCCACCUCAGAAAGCUCACACUUGCACAAAAUCCCUUCAACUGCCUCUGCAACUUAGCAUGGUUCCCGAGAUGGCUCAGAACCCAGAGCAUCACCCUUGAGAAAACAGAGGAGACCCGCUGCCAUUUCCCACCUAUCAAUGCUGGAAAGGUAUUAGAAAGACUGGAUCAUAGAGAUUUUGGCUGUCCUACCACAACCACUGUCACCACUAGUACUGUAAAAACAACUACCACCCAGCCUGCUCUAGUCACUACCUUCCCAACAACUACUAAGGUAAUUCCCGCUCCUCGGGCCAGUGACAACCCCACUGAAAAAGAAGGUGAUUCUCCGGACCCCCCUGUUCCUGCGUCCCCCAGUAGCAGCAUAAACCCAGACGAGGAGAACUUCUGUCCCUCUCACAACUGUCUGAAUGGGGGUACUUGUCAUUUGGACCAACGUGGUCAGGUAAUGUGCACCUGUCCACCUGGUACCUCUGGCAUGUACUGUGAAGUCCAAAACCAUCACCCACCUUCACCACCUGAUGCAGAACCCCACAUACCAACUGUCACUGCAGACACACUCGACAUCAGCUUGCGUGAGAUAACCGGAACUUCUGUCCUCCUGGACUUUCAUCGCUACACUGAAAAGCAGCCUAACAUCCAUGGAAUCCGUUUAACCUACCGCAAUCUCUCUGGACCAGAUCGCAGACAAAUUCAAUUCAAUCUCCCUCCAACCUUGCUGGAGUACACACUUAACGGCCUGAAUCCUAACUCCACCUACAUGGUGUGUGCCAGUCCAUUAAGGUCCCCCAAUGGCAUAGACAGCGUCUGCACCGAGGUCCAUACAGCCCCUCGAAUCCUUAGAGGCACUAUUCCACUGGUUGAGGAUCCAAAGCUAACCAAAAUGCUGGCCCCUGCAAUUGUGAUCCUGCUACUUCUUAUACUGAUAGCAGUAGCAGUGGGAGUGGUAUGCUAUCUUCGCAGGAAGAGGACCAAGGGCAACCUAGACCUUGACUGUGAUCCCUCCCAGCUAGAGUUGGAUGGAGUUAAAGCUGGCUUAGACAAUGGGCCCCUGCCUCAAAAGCAGUUGCAACUUAUGAUCCCAGAACCUGCUGUUCAGAGUGGAAAUCAGGAAUAUGAGGUUUUACUACUACAGGAUCACUGUAUGUCAAAUAACAACAUAUCUUUACAUAAGCCUUCCUGCUUUUGACAACUGCCUUUUUCACUACUCUAAUCCCAAUGAGGAUUUUUAAAUGUUCAACUUUGCCCUCCUAAGUAAAAAAAAGAAAAAGAAAAAAGGAGCAGCUACUGCCGUUGUGAAAGUGGACAACAAAGUGUCAGCUGACCAACCAGGAAACAGGAAGAUGGACAUAUAUUGAACUUCCUGGUUAUUUCGUUGUCUAAGCAGACGUUAAACAAGUUCAGAAUUUGCUUUUGGACUUCAAAAAGCAUAAAAUGUGCUUUUCACUCCAUUUAAAGGCUGCAUAUUUGCUUGAAUGCAGUCAGGCCCCAUGGUGUGAUAUGAUGCUGGAACUCGUGUUUUUUUUGUCAUUGACUGAAAACAGGGUUAAGAGACAGAUUCACCUCAUGCUCUCCUUUAUCUGUCCAUAAAGGGGUGUGGACUAAAAUGGGGUUGUGCUGCCUUUCCCGAUCACACCAGCCCAACUAAAACAGUCAGCAUUUUUUUUUUGCUGAGUGGAACUCAUCAGUACUACCCCACAACGGGAUCAGUGCUUGCUUGCUGUGAAUGACCUUUAAGACACUAAAUGAAGUUGUGCAAAGAAAAAACUGAUGCCUUUAUUGUUUUAUCUGGCUCUAAGACUUUGUUAUGUAUGUUUGUCAUGCUUUUUUUUUUAUAUCUGUGUCUAUUAUUUUUUUAAAAUUGUGCAACAUUGUGACUGUUAACAGCCCUCAGCACCCUCCUCCCCACCUCUUGUGACUAACAGACAAAACAGCAGAUUAAAAUCUUUGAAGAUUAAAACUCAUUGGUACCAGUAAAGUCAAUCAAAGAGCUUUGCCCCCAGAAUAUCAGACAGUCUAAGUAGAUGUGAGUCUGGACAGAGUCGAGACUAAAUCCCCCUUCUCCAUACUGGAGCCCUCAGCCUGCUUUGCCACCACAAAGAGAGGAGGUAAGCAGGAUUAAAAGUACAGAGUGGAGCAGUUGACAUAUCCCCCUCUGUUUCACAGGUAAUUACAGUAAAACACUUGACAAUACGCAGCAAAACUUCGGAUACCUUAUUUAUAGUUUAUAGUCACCGUUUUAUCCCUCAACCAAAAUACACUUAAAACAUACUAACCGGCCUGGCUGACAAAAAGUAAAGCAAACAGUGGAUGUGUAUUGUGUUUCCCUUGAUUAAAAAAUAGCCUGCAUGUAACGCUAUGCACAAUUUCUCUUUGGCAAGCAGGAUCCCGGUUUUGCUCAUUCGUACUAAACGAGACUAUGAACAGGCACAAGCCAGAAUGCAGCUAACAGAGUGUUUAUAUUGUUGUGAGACUAGCAGAGAUCCACUGCAUGACUGCUAUUAUUACAGACAGGUCAGUAAGCUCCAAAGCAAAUUAAUGAGAGGUGCAUGAGGGGGUGCAGGUGUGUGUAUGUGUGGAUGCGUGUGUGUGUGUGUGUGUGUGUGUGUGUGUGUGUGUGCAGAUCUGUCAUCAUCAGCGAUAAUGCAAGCACAUGUUCUGUCUUGCACAAACACCUGUAUCAGUUAACCCCUUUAUGUGCCCACAUGCCUGCGGAGGUACUUAAGCAACUCCACUUAAAGGCAAACACACCAAAGACACCUCUGUGAAUGUCUGUAAAGUUACCGUACCUAAAGUAUUUCCAGUGUACAGCUAACAACUCUAUGCUAACGUAAGCGUCUGGAGAACCCACGAUCAUGUGAUAAAACUGGAAUAUUUUUUUCUGUAAAAUAGAAAAUAUUGAAGAUCACCACAAGUAUUUUCGAUGUGAUUGUUAAUUUUUCCCUGUUUACUUUGGGAAACCCUUUGCUAUUAUGUGUUGUUUAUUUUUUACUCUGUGAACAUCUUUGUACAAGUGGAAAAAGUGAUAUCAUUAAAUGAA